AUGCUUCCUAGAAAUACGGCAAACCGACUUAAUCUUGCAGGCGAACCAAACAGGAGAAAGGAUAACGCUCUUCUGUUUAGACGUGCAGAAGCAAGCUGUGACAGCGAGAUUUUCAAGAGUAAACUAUCGCAACUCCCCCUGCGACUGUUCUCUGAGGAGGCUAGGAAGAGGGAGCCAUCGAAUAUCAAAGCCGUUGCCCGGGCGGCGGCGGCGUAA
Molecule: messenger RNA, 216 nt
Organism: Penicillium malachiteum
Lineage: Eukaryota; Fungi; Ascomycota; Eurotiomycetes; Eurotiales; Aspergillaceae
Exons: 3
Coding region: 1-216 (71 amino acids)
Source: RefSeq, a predicted model, not a curated record